Zea mays is the source of this 1168-nucleotide messenger RNA. Its product is annotated as probable serine/threonine-protein kinase WNK2. Lineage: Eukaryota; Viridiplantae; Streptophyta; Magnoliopsida; Poales; Poaceae. Gene Ontology annotation, molecular function: protein kinase activity; ATP binding. Bases 1 to 705 code for a protein of 234 amino acids. The record is from RefSeq and is a predicted model, not a curated record. The transcript has 5 exons. Gene Ontology annotation, biological process: protein phosphorylation.
AUGGGCUCCGCCGAGGGGGAUGGAAGCGCAUUGCCGGAAUUCGCCGAGGUAACGUCCCCAACCGGCCGCUACGGCAAACCUCCCCAGCCUGACCGCCCGCGCCGCCCGACCGCGAUGCCACCCACGCCGCCGGAGACGGAGACGGAGACGGAGCCGGAAUUCGCCGAGGUCAACCCCACCGGCCGCUACGGGCGGUAUUGGCAUAGAUACAAAGCUUUCGAUCAACUUGAAGGACUAGAAGUUGCUUGGAACCAGAUCAAAGUUGGAGAUUUACUUCGGAACAAUGAUGAUUUGGAGAGGCUGAGAUCAGAAGUGCGGUUGCUUAAAACCCUCAAGCAUAAAAACAUAAUAAAGUUCUACAAUUCAUGGCUUGACAAAAGAAGCAACAAUAUAAAUUUCAUCACGGAGGUUUUCACAUCAGGGACGUUGCGCCAGUACCGGAUUAAGCACAAGAAGGUAGACAUUAGAGCUUUAAAGAAAUGGUCAAGGCAAAUCUUGAGUGGUCUUGUCUACCUGCACAGCCAUGAUCCACCAGUGAUCCAUAGAGACUUAAAAUGUGACAAUAUAUUCACGAAUGGAAACCAGGGUGAAGUAAAGAUUGGAGACCUUGGUUUAGCGAAUAUCCUGGAUAAUGCACGUUCAGCUCAUAGUAUCAUUGUGCAGAAAACAAAAGGAUCUUUACCUUUGGAUGGUGAUGCUAUGUAGAAGAACACUGCAGCAAGUUCUUCUUAGGAAUAAGGGUGUUCUCGACAAAGAAAGCUUGUACCUUAAAACAGGAGGAUACAAGAAGCUGGAGUGAUUGUCUGAAGGCUUUUGAACUGCUUGAAGCAUUAGUGUAGCUUUGGUGCUUUUGUGACUGAUCAACUCUGGAGCAGCUAGAGUGAUGUAGUUGUGGGCUUUUGAACAAUAGCUGGAGUGAUAUGAAACAUUAGUGAUGUAGUUGUGGGCUUUUGAACUGCUUCAAGCUGGAGUGAUGUCAAUGUGGUGCUUUUGUGAUUGAUCACCUUUGGAGUUUUUGUGAAUGAUCUAGCUAGCUAUCUGUAAAUGAUCUAGUUGUGAAUGAUAUUAUAAUUGUGAUGCUUUUGUGAAUAUAUAAUUGUGGUGCUUUUGUGUUUAUGUGAUGGAUUUAUGACUGCGGUAUACUGAUUAAUUGUGUAUGCCUUUAUGA